AUUGGCGUGCUCCCAUCAUGCAACGGGAGCUCCCCGCUAGUGGGAAGCCAGGGCAGGUUCUCCUCUCGGAUGAUACGGUGUUACUGUUCCUUUAAGAACCUGCUCAGACGCAGCGUUCAGGGUAGACGUCGUUCGGUCGCACUCGCACCUUCCCGGACUAGGAUGAUCCUCCUGUAGAGGUUCAUUCAUGUAGAGGCCCGCACCACAGCCCCUCCAACCCGCGAGACCAACUAUCCUACUCAGCCCAUAGAGGAUUGCGUUCCUCAGGGGGCAUGGGCACGAGGUGAUCGUGUGAACACAACCCCCCGCCCGGUCACUGUCCAUUCAACUCCGUAGCUAUGGCAACGUGUGCGACCGGCUGUGCACCGGCGGUGCGCCUCUGCCAGAGGCUGAACCGCCUGAAGACGCUGGACGACGACAUGAUGGCCACGUCGCUGAAGCGCUGCCUGUCCACCCUGGACCUGACCCUGCUGGGUGUGGGCGGCAUGGUGGGCUCCGGCCUCUACGUCCUCACAGGCACCGUGGCCAAAGACAUGGUGGGCCCGGCCGUGGUCAUCUCCUUCCUCUUCGCCGGGAUCGCCUCCUUGCUGGCCGCCUUUUGCUACGCAGAGUUCGGUGCGCGCAUCCCCAAGGUGGGCUCCGCCUACAUGUUUACAUAUGUCUCCGUGGGUGAGAUCUGGGCCUUCCUCAUUGGCUGGAACGUGAUCCUGGAGAACAUGAUUGGCGGUGCGGCGGUAGCGCGGGCGUGGAGCGGCUACCUGGACUCCAUCUUUAACCACUCCAUACAGAACUUCACGCAGACGCACAUCAUGCAGUGGGACGUCCCCUUCCUCGCCCAUUACCCAGACCUCCUGGCGGCGGGAAUCCUGGUGGUGGCCUCCUUCUUCAUCUCCUUCGGGGUGCAGGUGUCCUCUUACCUAAACCACAUCUUCUCCGUCAUUAGCAUGGCGGUCAUAGCGUUCAUCCUGGUGUUUGGCUUCAUGCUGGCCGACCCAAUCAACUGGAGCCAGAAAGAGGGAGGCUUUGCCCCCUUCGGGCUGUCUGGAAUACUAUCAGGCUCAGCCACUUGCUUCUAUGCCUUUGUGGGUUUUGAUGUCAUCGCCUCCUCCAGUGAAGAGGCCAAGAAUCCGCAGAAAGCGAUCCCUAUCGCUACAGCCAUUUCCCUCGCCAUAGCUACCACAGCCUACAUCCUGGUCUCCAUGGUGCUCACGCUCAUGGUACCCUGGCAUUCACUGGACCCCAACUCAGCUCUCGCGGACGCUUUCUUCCGCAGGGGUUACAGUUGGGCUGGAAUUAUUGUGGCGGUUGGCUCAAUCUGUGCCAUGAACACCGUGCUCCUCUGCAACCUCUUCUCCCUCCCUCGAAUCGUCUACGCCAUGUCGGAAGAUGGGCUGUUCUUCUCCUUUUUCGCCCGGGUCAACCCCAUCACCAAGGUCCCCGUCAACGCCAUCCUGGUGUUUGGGACCCUGAUGGCCACCAUGGCGCUGAUAUUCGACCUGGAGGCCCUGGUCCAGUUCCUCUCCAUCGGCACCCUCCUCGCCUACACCUUCGUAGCGGCCAGCGUGAUUGUGCUCCGCUUCCAGCCAGAGAAGACCAGUGCCAAGGGUACGUCCUCCACCUCUCUCAACCCGGCCGCCGCGCCCUCCCCGGUGGCCCUUGAGACCCAGACCAUCACCGACGGCGCGGGGGAGAUGAAGGAGUACGAGUCGUUCUCGGAUAAGCUCCAGUUGGUGGAGAGGUCGGAGAGCCAGGAGCGGCGGGGCGUGGGGCAGCUGAGGGCCCGCUGGGAGCUCUACCUGGGCAGGGUGGUGGGGGACUUUGAGCCGGGCGAGGUGGUGGCCUUCUCCGUGCUGGCCAUGAUGGUGAGCGCCGUGUCCCUCUGCGCCGUGGUGGAGUUUGGGAGGAGCCAGCUGCAGUUGCCGCUGUGGAGCUUCGUCACGCUGCUGGGGAUCUUCAGUGUGGCCUUCCUGGGAAGCCUCUUGUUGAUCUGGGCCCACGAGCCACAGAGAAACCAGAAAACCUUCCAGGUUCCCCUGGUCCCGCUGGUACCCGGUCUCAGCAUCCUCAUGAAUGUUUUCCUGAUGCUGAAACUCAGCGCCCUCACUUGGGUUCGCUUUGCCAUAUGGAUCGCUAUAGGUCUGUGUGUGUAUUUCGGCUACGGCAUCUGGCACAGCAAAGAGGGCAUGCGGGAGCUCCAGCCCAAAGACAUGGCAGCCAGGUAUGUGGUUCUGCCCAGCGGGAGCCUGGUGGAGACGGUGCAGUCUGUCCAGCCAGACGGACAGGUGGACCCCUCGGCCCACCAUGCCAACAACUCCACAACCCCCACCACCACAGCUGCCGAGCAACCGGGAAGGACGUGAUCCGUGCCACGUCAUCCGUCACAGCGGGCCAAUGUUAUCCGUGUCCCCCGUUCUCUGUACCGCCGCAUCUAGCCGCUCCCUCGAUGAGCCUGUUUUCUAUUGUGUGCCUAUCCCUGGAACCCCGUACUGCCACUGUUCUCUCUCUGUCUGCUCUGCAUAUACCAACGUCCCACACUGAGGAGAACGGGGCGAUGCACACCGCUGCGUCCCCAUGAAGCACAUUUAGAAUAUUAUUAAUAUAUAACAUUUAGUGUUAUAUUGGAACCUAGAGAGCUUUUAUAACGUUAUUAUAUCUCUCUGUAUCUCUUCAGGUGUGGAAAACCGUCCUCUUGAACCAGCUCCUUCGUUCUAGGGUUUCCUGUUUCCCUUGCCUGUCAUGUAACCCGUUCUCAGCAUAACUUUUGUCAAAGUCUCAGUGUGUUUGCAAGUUAUAUGGUGCUUUAUUUGUGACAAACUGCACUCUGUGCUGUCAAGUAUACUCAGUGGAUGCUGAUCUUAAAAUGACCAAAAGGACACUAUGCUGGACAGGAGAUUUAAAGUUUGACUUUCUUAUAUUUUAUAUUAUUCAUUAUUAUAUUUCUAGCAUGUUUUGUUGAAAUUAUAGAACUUGAUUUUCCUUAUUUGAAUGUUUUGCACUCACAUUGAUCCUAAGAAACAAUCAUGUGUCUUUCUCUUGGUUGAAAUGUGUAGUCCGUCCCUGUGUUUCUCCCACCAAAGUUAAGUUAAUCAAAUAUGAUAAACGCUAUACUAUUUUUAUACUAUAUCUUUUUUUCUAUUGUAAUUUCACAGAUGCUUCAAUAAGGUCAUUUUACAGCACAUACAUCCAUACCAUCACGUGUUCUGUGUUAAUUAGACUAGUGAUUGGGAAUUCAAUCCCUGUUUUAAUCCCUUAACUCUCAUCCCAUGACCCCUUUGAGAACUUAAUGUUGAAGACUUUUUUUCUUCCACUGAGUUUUCCCAAAUAUCAUUAAAAUGGCAGCCCACCCUUCUAUAUAUAUGGGCACAAAUCUAUUGCUUAGAAUGUCCAUACAGUUCAAAUAAUAGCAGACAGUGGCUUAUGUUGUUUUGUAAGUGGUUCCUCUCUCAUCCCCCUUUGCGGCAUUUGUAAUCCGACAGAUUUGCGGCAGUCCUGUCUGCUGCUAGGCAGUUUGACCUAGAUUAUCAACAUGUGCAUGUGUGACGCUACUUGACAAAACGUUGAAAUAACAGUAUAACAAACAACACGCUUUAGGGAACUUAACUUUGUUGUGGUUUUUGUUUUGUUUUAUCUUCAACAGCUGUUUUUGUCUAGUUGUAUAUUCCUCCAUGGCCCUGACAAGGCCCUCUGGCACCCAGAUGGGCCCCGUUUAUAACAUCACUCUUUCUAGAUGAUCCAUAUAUGUGAUGGAUAUUUUUGUUGUGAUACACAAAACCAAUGGCCUUAACAAUGUUUGGGUGCGCGAGACUUCCAAAGCAUACGAGAUUGCGGUUUCAUUUGUUCCGUAUUUACUAGACCAGUUCACAUGGUAUCAUUUCAGUGUUUUAAAUGACAAACAAAUGAAAUAAGCAUGUACUAACUGUACCACAACAUAGAUGAUUAAACAAAAAACAAUGUAUUAGGGCAUUGUUCUGUAAAGUAAAACAGUCAGUUUCAAAGGACCAUGUUUUAACAAUAUUGCACAAUGUAACUGAUUGUUAGCUCGGCAUUGGCACUGCUGUGCUUCUUGUCUGUAUGUAUUUUGUCACCUAUUUAAAACGCUGUUCAUCAUUUGUGCCAGCAAGCACAGUUAAAAGCAAGUUCUUAAAAUGUUCUUACUUAUUAAUAGUACUCUGUAAUCACACAUUGAAAUCUCAACUUUCUGUUGUAUAACGUUACAACUGUAUUGCUAAAUAAAUGUUUUAAAGCAUCA
This is a messenger RNA of Gadus macrocephalus (Pacific cod), 4249 nucleotides long. RefSeq names its product solute carrier family 7 member 4 (gene slc7a4). Lineage: Eukaryota; Metazoa; Chordata; Actinopteri; Gadiformes; Gadidae. Gene Ontology annotation, cellular component: plasma membrane. Gene Ontology annotation, molecular function: amino acid transmembrane transporter activity. The coding region runs from base 339 to 2360 and encodes 673 amino acids. The transcript is spliced from 5 exons. The record is from RefSeq and is a predicted model, not a curated record. Gene Ontology annotation, biological process: transmembrane transport; amino acid transport.